AUGAUAUAUGCAUUUACUAUUCCUUUGGGUAUUGCUACAAACAACCAAGCGGAAAUUCAAGCAAUUAGCUAUGGUUUAGAUUGGUGCAUUCAACAUGGAUAUAGAAAAAUACACUUGGAAGUGGAUUCAGAAUUGGUCAUUCAUUGGCUUUCGAAUCAAACCAACUACCCAUGGAACCUACAGCCAUACAUCCCGAAAAACCACAGAAUAGUGCAUCAGUUGGAAAGAUUCAAGAUUACUCAUGUCUACAGGGAGGAAAACUACACGGAUGAUUGGCUAUCCAAAUAUAGUCAAAACACAGACAUUGUUCAACACUUUUACAUUGAGGAUCAAUUACCUACUCUUGCGAGAGGAAGCUUCAUUCUAGAAAAACUUGGCAUGGCUAAUUUCAGGAGAAAGAAAUUGAAAAGAAUCAAGAAACCUCCAUGA
This is a messenger RNA of Solanum lycopersicum (tomato), 429 nucleotides long. NCBI's taxonomy places the organism in Eukaryota, Viridiplantae, Streptophyta, Magnoliopsida, Solanales, Solanaceae. The record is from RefSeq and is a predicted model, not a curated record.